Sphaerodactylus townsendi is the source of this 614-nucleotide messenger RNA. Its product is annotated as MYG1 exonuclease-like. NCBI's taxonomy places the organism in Eukaryota, Metazoa, Chordata, Lepidosauria, Squamata, Sphaerodactylidae. The transcript has 3 exons. Gene Ontology annotation, cellular component: nucleus; cytoplasm. The annotation marks the transcript as partial. The record is from RefSeq and is a predicted model, not a curated record.
GGCAUCAGUUGCUCCGGGCUUUGGAAUUUAAUGGCCAUUUCUAUUCCCAGGCUGGAUUCCAGAAGGCCAUGGAGCUCGUGGGUGGUGAAUUCCUAGACCGGCUUGAUUAUUAUCAUCGUAGCUGGCUGCCGGCACGCACCCUUGUGAAAGAGGCCAUCCAGCAGCGCUUUAAGGUUGACCCAAGUGGCGAGAUCGUGGUUCUGGCUCAGGGUGGAUGCCCGUGGAAGGAACAUCUUUUCAAUCUAGAACAAGAGCUGGGUAUAGAGAAGCCCAUCAAAUUUGUGUUGUACACAGAUCUCAGCGGCAAGUGGCGAGUGCAGUGCGUCCCUGUUGGGCUUCACACCUUCCAGAACCGGUUGUCACUUCUGGAGAAGUGGCGCGGUUUGCGCAAUGAAGAGCUCUCCCAAAUCAGUGGGAUUUCCGAUUGCAUCUUUGUGCAUUCCAGCGGCUUUAUUGGUGGAAACCACACCAAAGAAGGGGCACUGGAAAUGGCCCGGAAGACGCUGGCACACCAGACAGAAACCAACGCAUGCAGCUCCUGAGGACCACAUGACUGGACUUGUGUGGGGAUUAUUUGUUGUAUGGCAUUCCUUAUAAACUUUGGUUUUUAAAAA